GGCGGCCGCCAUUUCGGGCGCUGCCGGGAGGCUGAGGAGGCCGAGGAGGAGGAGGAGGAGGCGGGGGAGGCCGAGGCGCCCGGCGGCCAUGGCGGGCAACUUCGACUCGGAGGAGCGGAGCAGCUGGUACUGGGGGCGGCUGAGCCGGCAGGAGGCGGUGGCCCUGCUGCAGGGGCAGCGGCACGGGGUCUUCCUGGUGCGGGACUCGAGCACCAGCCCCGGGGACUAUGUGCUCAGCGUCUCGGAGAACUCGCGCGUCUCGCACUACAUCAUCAACAGCAGCGGCCCGCGCCCGCCCGCCCCCUCGCCCGCACAGACGCCCGGAGUGAGCCCCUCCAGACUCCGAAUAGGCGACCAAGAGUUCGAUUCGUUGCCUGCUUUACUGGAAUUCUACAAAAUACACUAUUUGGACACUACAACCUUGAUAGAACCGGUUUCGAAAUCGAAGCAAUACAGUGGCGUCAUUCUCAGGCCGGAGGAAGCGGAGUAUGUGCGGGCCCUCUUUGACUUUAAUGGGAACGAUGAGGAAGACCUCCCGUUUAAGAAAGGAGACAUCCUGAGAAUCCGGGAUAAGCCUGAAGAGCAGUGGUGGAACGCGGAGGACAGCGAAGGCAAGAGGGGGAUGAUUCCCGUCCCUUACGUCGAGAAGUAUAGACCCGCCUCUGCUUCGGUAUCGACUCUGAUUGGAGGUAACCAGGAUAGUUCCCACCCACAGCCACUGGGUGGGCCGGAGCCCGGGCCCUAUGCCCAGCCCAGCGUCAACACUCCGCUACCUAACCUCCAGAAUGGGCCCAUUUAUGCCAGGGUUAUCCAGAAGCGAGUCCCUAAUGCCUACGACAAGACAGCCUUGGCUUUGGAGGUCGGUGAGCUGGUAAAGGUCACGAAGAUAAACGUGAGUGGCCAGUGGGAAGGGGAGUGUAAUGGCAAACGUGGCCACUUCCCGUUCACGCACGUCCGCCUGCUCGAUCAACAGAAUCCCGAGGAGGACUUCAGCUGAGUGUAGCUCCAGAGUUUUGCUGACAGAUGGGAACAAUCUCAGUCUUUUUUCCUUUUUUUUUUUUUUAAUUCCCCACUCCCCCCCCAUCCCUCC
Messenger RNA from Ornithorhynchus anatinus (platypus), 1090 nucleotides. It is a transcript of the gene CRK, whose product is annotated as CRK proto-oncogene, adaptor protein. The record is from RefSeq and is a predicted model, not a curated record. Gene Ontology annotation, molecular function: protein binding. Lineage: Eukaryota; Metazoa; Chordata; Mammalia; Monotremata; Ornithorhynchidae. Bases 89 to 997 code for a protein of 302 amino acids. The transcript has 3 exons.